CGAGAAUAUGGUUAUGACCGCACGGUUUUUUUUUUCCUUUUUGAUUUCAGUGAUAGAUUAAUGAUAUUUUCUCUCUUGUGACCUGUUUGAUAUAUAUUUUAAAAUUUCGGAUCACUUGGUCUGGUGACACCUGGUGACAUCUGAUAGAUCCUAUGAAAUGGGUGAAGAAAGAGGUGCACAGUCCCAACCAACAACAAUAUGGCAUGGAGGAAGCUUAAGGGACAGUUUCUUGACAGUCGUUCAGAACGCUGGAUCUCAAGAAAUGCGAAAUGAGCUUGUGGAGGAUUUUAGGACAGCAUUGGAUAUUCUGGCACAGGCUGCACCUGCUCCUAAUAUGUCAUCGGUUGAAGCAGAAAGCGGAAAUGAUCGUGUGGAUACAGUGAUUAUCGUUGAUGAAGACAGUGCGUCGAGUACUUCUUCAGGUUCUGGUACUAGACAUAGGCUAACUCCAAGUAUUAACGGGAAUCAGUUUGGAAGACUGACAACUGAUGCAACCGAGAACAGUGGAGAAUAUUCCUCUGCAAAUGAUGAUGCUAUCAACACGAAUCUUCAGAGGGAAUUGAGCCGUUUAAGGGCACUUCUUCACAGAAUUGAAUUGCAACGGUUUUGGUUACUUGUGCUCAAUGUUCUACCUUUCUUCAUCAUUGUAUUUCUCAAAGCUGUUGUUGAUGGAUUCUUUUCAUUAAUAAGCGUUUUGGUAGCGCUUUUCCUUUUUCAUAUUGCAAACAGCACUUUUAUGGCUUCUCGAAGGGAAAAGCGCUACUUCCAUCUUUUGCAGUCAUUCACAUCAUCAGUUUUUUUCAACUUCCAGUCACUUUUUAUGGUACGGCAAAUUUUUAAUUACGUUAUUGUUAUGGGACUGGAUUCGAUCUAUAUACCAAUGGCUUUUAUGUCGCGUCUUACGAAUCCGAUCACUUUUUUCGCCACUUUGCAUGCUGUGCUGGUCGUUGAUUUUGCUGUUAAAAUUAUCACCGUUACAGUGAAGGCCACGCUCACCGUUUUGCCGACAAAAUUCAUCGGGAACAGACGUUUACGUCGACUUUUCCAGUGGAUCGAAUAUACCAGCCAGUUAUAUCGUUACAUUUUGCCAAUACCCCAGUGGACUCGAUAUCUGAGUUACUCGCUAUUUUCCACUCCACUUACAUAUUUCAGUGAUCAUUUCUUCGCCGUGCUAUAUAUAAUUUAUAAGGUAUGCUUAAUAAAAGUGAUUGGUAAACGUUGGUUUGAAAGCACCCGUCGUAUUUUUCGCCUUACAACCGUUGGUUUGAAAGUUCCAACAGGUGAAGAAGAUUCAGCUCAGUGUACAAUUUGCUUCAAUGAUUUUUGCAAUCCCGUUAGGCUUUCUUGUGGACAUGUUUUCUGUGAGGAAUGUAUCGGCACCUGGCUGGAUAACGAGCAUACCUGUCCAAUGUGUCGAGCAACAGUUGCCCAAGAGGAUAAUUUGUGGAAAAGUGGAGAUACGACAUAUUCUCCUCAGUUAUGUUAA
This is a messenger RNA of Loa loa (African eye worm), 1486 nucleotides long. RefSeq lists its product as hypothetical. Gene Ontology annotation, biological process: positive regulation of ERAD pathway. The record is from RefSeq and is a predicted model, not a curated record. Lineage: Eukaryota; Metazoa; Nematoda; Chromadorea; Rhabditida; Onchocercidae. The coding region runs from base 158 to 1486 and encodes 442 amino acids. Gene Ontology annotation, molecular function: ubiquitin protein ligase activity. The transcript has 10 exons.